AUGAUCCACAAACAGCUCCCUGAAAUGGUGCUGCUGCUGUUGGCUUCUUGCGCUGUCUCCUCGCUAGACUCGAAACUGAUUCGCUUCCAGUCAAGAAUGGAUGGAGAAAGUCUACAGCUACUGAAAGCUUUGCCAGUCUCAUCCAGCCAGCAGUGUCUAGCACACAGGAAAAAUUUCCUGCUUCCUUGGCAGCCUGUGAAUCGUCACCAGUACCAAAAGGGACAUGCCCUGGCUGUUCUGCACGAGAUCCUCCAGCAGACCUUCAGCCUCUUCCAGACACAUGUUUCUCUGGGCAUUUGGGAGGAAAGCCAUAUAGAGAGGGUCCUAGCUGCGCUUCACCAACAGCUGACAUCCAUGGAGUCACUAGCUGGGCUAAAAGCAGAGCAGAAGAGCCGUGGCUUGAGUGUGCAGAACCUUAGGUUACGGAUUAAAGCAUACUUCAGGAGGAUCCACGAUUACUUGGAAAACCAGAGGUACAACAGCUGUGCCUGGAUCAUUGUCCAGGUAGAACUCAACCGCUGUAUGGUCUUUGUGUUCAGGCUCACAGGACGGCUGAGCAAACAAGAACUAGACCCUUGA
Messenger RNA from Peromyscus eremicus (cactus mouse), 579 nucleotides. It is a transcript of the gene Ifne, whose product is annotated as interferon epsilon. NCBI's taxonomy places the organism in Eukaryota, Metazoa, Chordata, Mammalia, Rodentia, Cricetidae. Gene Ontology annotation, biological process: T cell activation involved in immune response; adaptive immune response; response to exogenous dsRNA. Bases 1 to 579 code for a protein of 192 amino acids. The record is from RefSeq and is a predicted model, not a curated record. Gene Ontology annotation, cellular component: extracellular region. Gene Ontology annotation, molecular function: type I interferon receptor binding; cytokine activity. The transcript has a single exon.